GGAUCUGGCAACACACUUUAAAGGGACUGUGGUUUGUUUUUACGGGACUACUUUUUUGUGUUCCUCCGAGUAGCGGAAAAUAGUUCUCAGACCGAAACAGAAUCUGGGAUUAAAUAAAUUAAUUAAAUAAUCCCAGACUCGGAUUAUUUACUGUACUUUAAAAUUCACCAUAUUUAAAUUUAUUCCAGUAUUUUUCUGCGGUAAAGUAUCCGCGGCUGGAUCUAUUUUUUCGGCACCGGCUGCUCCGCUUUCUUCACCGUAGGCCUCCGCCAUCUUAGCUAAAUUAGAAUAUUGUUAGUGUAUUUUAGUUAUUUUUAUUAUUUUAUUAAUAUUUAGGAGUUUAUUCGGGUCUGAGAGCGGGGCGCGGGGCUGGAUUCUCUCUGCGGGCUGAUGAUUGAAACAGAGACUCAAUGCGACUAACCCAGGCGCUCUGUGGGUAUGAAGUGGUUGGGAGAAUCCAAGAACAUGGUAGUAAAUGGAAGACGACAUGGGAACAGGUUCAGUGAACAACCGGGGAGCCAAGCUCGUACUCCACAUCUGCGCCCCGCCAAAAACACCCUCAGCAGCAGGAGAUGCAGCCGCCGUUUCAGUGGUGAACCAUUGGAGGUGGAGAGGCGUCACGUCCCGUCCUCAGGAAUGACAGCUAAGGAGCUGUGUGAGAACGAUGACCUCACCACGGGCCUCAUUCUCGACCCUUACCUUGGGUUUCAAACCCAUAAGAUGAAUUCCAGGUUUCGACCAAUCAAAGGAAGGCAAGAGGAGCUGAAGGACAUCAUAGAGAGUUUUAAAAAACACAACAGCUUAGAACAAGCUUUCAAAGCCUUAACCUCUGGAGACUUCUCCAGAAAUCAUUUUAUCCCCAAGACCAAGGCCCAGGAGAAGCUCUUCAAACAGCAUGUGUUUGUUUAUUUGCGCAUUUUUGACAGCGAGAGUGGGUUUGAAAUAUUACCCUGUAACCGAUAUUCGUCUGAGCAAAAUGGAGCCAAAAUUGUGGCAACAAAAGAAUGGAAGAGGAAUGAUAAGAUUGAGUAUUUGGUGGGUUGUAUUGCUGAGCUCUCAGCCAGUGAGGAGAACAUUUUAUUGCGUCACGGGGAAAACGACUUCAGCGUCAUGUACUCCACUCGCAAGAACUGCGCCCAGCUGUGGCUCGGACCUGCUGCGUUCAUUAACCACGAUUGUCGGCCAAAUUGUAAGUUUGUGUCAACAGGUCGAGACACCGCUUGCGUUAAAGCUCUGAGAGAUAUUGAACCGGGAGAAGAGAUCUCCUGUUAUUAUGGUGACGGCUUCUUUGGAGAAAAUAAUGAGUUUUGCGAAUGCUACACGUGUGAAAGGCGAGGCACUGGUGGUUUCAAAUCUAAACUGGGUCUCCCUGUGGUAGUUCCAGUGAUUAACAGUAAAUAUGGACUGAGAGAGACUGAUAAGCGACUGAACCGGUUGAAGAAGCUGGGAGAAGGCAGCCAGAACUCCGACAGCCACUCUGUUGGGUCUCACACAGAUGGAGACACUCAGGAUUCACCAAAAAUACAUUCAUCAUCUAGGAAAAGGACCUCCACUAGCACAAGACUGAGCAAAACCAGGACUCAUGAUGGACAGCAGUCUUUCUCAAGAGCGUGCACAUCUACCUCACCUUCCAAACACAGUCAGACUAACAACAGGGUACCAAAGAAACUCAAAUCCUCAAAACCCUCGAAGCCUUUGAUCACCAACAUCAAGCUACGGAGCCAGAGCAGAGGGCCGGAGGCGAACGCCUCUGGGAAAGUCGUUACGGGCCCUAAGGAGCCCAGAGUCUGCAGGAACGUCCCUGUUAAAAAGGAGCCAAAGGACUCGUUUGGAGCUUUUCAAUCACUACGUUCGAGGGACUGCUUAGCGCGGCACGGUGCGAAGGAAAACAAUCAGCAUGCUUUAUCAUCGUGUCAAUCUUCGGCGACGUUGGAGAAGACUGGUCAGUCUUGCACUUAUGGAACUCGAAGGUCAAUCAGGACGUUGCUGAAGGCGCAGGAGGUUGGUAAAGGCGUAAAGACUGAGCCGAGCACUUUUGGAGACCAGGUGCUGCCUGGUGGUUUUGGCGCUGGCGUCGUUGUUAAAACGGAGCCGGCGGACAUGGAUGAGUACCUUUCGCAUGCAGAUGGGUUGUCUCCAAUGACGAUGAACACACCAGAACUGGAGGACAGAUACGCAAGGAGAGUUUCUCAAUCUCGAAGUCGGCGGUUUAGUCAGAUCCAGCCGGUCAGCGUGAUAAAGAGUGAGGACUCUUUCAUUCCAACGUUUCUACCAGAAACGCAAAUCACUAGUGUCCAUAGUGUCCGAGAUUGUGGUGCAACGUUGCCAGCCUUUUCUGAAAGGUUUGCCUAUUAUAACACUACGCCAAACGGCAUCAAACCCAAGAAGCACAGGAGCAGGAAAGGCAGAAGUAGAAGGAAACUGGGCAAGGCAAGGAAGAAGCAUCGCAGAUUCACACGCUACGAUUCGCUCAUUCUUGACAACAGCACCGGCAUCCCUAAGCUGACCUUGCGUCGCCGGCGCGACAGCGGCAGCAGCAAGUCCAACGAACCCAACGAGCGCCAAGUUAACUCCUCCUCCUCCUCCACCAAGAUCAGCAUCAAGCUCAGCAAGGACCACAGCAUGGAUCCGGGGAUGGACUCCUACGUCACGAGGUUGAACAACGGCUUCAAUCCCACCACUCAUGCUAAAUCCACCAAGCUGAAGAUCCAGCUGAAACACGAGGACGUCGGUCACCACAUCACACCGGCGGGGCUCAAUCAGAGCAGCUUCAACAGAACGACUUCACUGGAGUUCCUGAAACGUGAAGCUGAGAAUCACAGGAAUCACAGGACUAAUAGGAGCAGCAACCAUGUGGACAAGCAGCUGUCUUUGUCUUCUGAUGAGGACUGUGAGGAUAAUGAGGACGAUGAUGAUGAUGAAGAUGACGAGGAGGAUGAUGAGGAAGAUGAUUUCAUCCCACUUCCACCAGCAAAACGUCUCAGACUCAUCGUCGGGAACGAUUCAAUAGACAUCGAUAUCUCCUCCAGGAGGAGGGAGGAUCCGUCGCUAAGGUUCACUACGUAAACUCUGAUUGGUUUCUUAAGACCAAUAUGACGGAGUUUUAGGGCAGUUGUUUAAAAAAAUAGUGAAAUAAAUUAAUUGUAGAUUUGGGGAUUUUUUUUUUUAUUAUUUUAAGAAUAAAAUGUUUAUAUUUUAAGAAAAAAGUUCUAAUAUUUGCGAGAAAAUUAAUAAUAAUUCAAGAAAAAAAAGUUGUGCGCUAAAACAUAAAAAAAAUAAGGUCGUAAUAUUGUUAAAACAGUAAUAUUUUGGAAAUAAAGUCGUAAAAUCGAGAAAAGUCAGGGCAUAUGGUGUUUUAAUAAAUUUUAAUAAUUAAAAAAAAAAGAGAAUGAAGUUGGAAUAUUAUGAGAAAAAGGUUGUAAUAUUUAGCACUCUUUCUAGAAUAAAGCUGUCAAAUUUAGACAGCUUUAUAUAAAAUGAUAAUUCAAAAAAAGAGUUGUAUGGUAUGGCAUUUCAAGAAUAAAGCCGUAAUAAUGUUUAAACUAAUAUAUAAAAAAAAAAAGCUGUAAUAGUGUUUAAACUAAUAUUUCAAGAAUAAAAUCAUUAAUAUUUUGAGAAAGGUCAAAUGGUAUAUGUUUUUUGAAAACAAAAAGUACGAAUUAAAGUUGAAAUAUGAGAAAGUUGUAAUAUUUUGAGAAAUGCACCAUUUCUAGAAUAAAGGUGUGAAAUUUCGAAAAAAAUUAUAAUUCAAGAAAAGAGUUAUGGUAUGGCAUUUCAAGAAUAAAGCUGUAAUAUUGUUAAAACUAAUAUUAAAAAAAAGAAGCCGUAAUAGUGUUUAAACUAAUAUUUCAAGAAUAAUUAUUAUUAUUUAAUUAUAUUAUAUUAUUAUUUAUAUUUUGAGAAAGUAUUGUUUAGAUAAACAAAAUUACACUUUUAGAAAAAAGUUGUACUGUGUGGCAUUUUGAGAAUAAUGUGGAAAUAAAUUUGAGAGUAAAGUCAUAAUAUUCUGAGAAAAAUAAUAAAAUUUAAGAAUAAAAUCACAUUUCGUGAAAAAAAUUGAUUGUUUGGCAUUUUAAAAAUCAAGUAGAAGUAUUUAGAGAAUAUCAAGAUUAUUUAGUUGUAAUAUUUAGAGAAAAUGAUUUCAAAUGCCGUAGCAUACAACGUUUUAACUCUAAUUAUUGCGACUUUAUUACCGAAAUAAUGCGACUUCAUUCUGAAAGUCUGCUAUUUAAUGAUUUUUUUUUUUUAUCACAAACCCAACUGUACAUAAUAUGUCCUAGUAAUUCUGUGUCCACUUUACAAUGAAAUUACUUAGAAGAAAACAUGAAAAAUACGUGUAAAUAAUUAGUAAACUGACGUAUGUCGGUAUAUUGUUUUAAUAAGAUGCUUCGGUCGUGAUUUUGAAAUGGACAUGCUGUUGUAAAAAUGUGUAUGAUAUAAUGAACUAUUUACAGAAGUAAGGUGUGUGUGUGUGUGAGAGAGAGAGAGAGAGAGAGAGAGAGAGAGAGAGAGAGAGAGAGAUUUCUAACAGGGUGCUUUUCUAGAAUAAUUUGGGGGAAAUCAGUGACAGGUCUUGUAGCAUCAGGAACAUUUCUAUGUGUUUUUUUUUUAUUGUUGUAUUUUAUUUUCUCAUUUUAAGAGCUCAGAGCACAAAGUUGUCUAUGCCAUGAUCCAAACAUAACAAGACUUUUUAUUUUAAAUGCUAUUUUAAAGUGUGAAAGUCCAUUAACAUAUUUACACUACAUUUACAUCUGUUCACUUCAUCUCUGUUGAGUAGCAGAAUUGCUACUCAAUAUCAAUGCAUAAAAAGUGUAAGCAAGUGUAAGCACCCCCAGAAGAUGGUCUGAGAUGCAUUUAAAUCUGAUACAGAUCUGAUCAGUUAAACCACUUCAGGAAGUGAUCUGAGACGCUUUUAAAACAUGCACACCUCUUAAAGUGGUUUGACUGAUGCAAUUUGGGUCUGUUUUAAAAUAGCUUUUGGUGUAUUUACACUCUUGUGUAGAUUUUUGCAUGUUAGACAGAUUGACUCCAGAAAUUACUAUUUUUAUUUUUUACCUGAUGUUUUCCUAGACUUCUCACUAUUGACAACAUUCCAACAACUUUGUGAAGAUGAAGGCUGUACUGAUGCUUUUUUUUGUGGAAGCUUUUUAAAAUAUAGAAAUGAUUUUGAUUAAAAAGAACAAUUGGUCUGACUUGAA
Messenger RNA from Astyanax mexicanus (Mexican tetra), 5198 nucleotides. Its product is annotated as histone-lysine N-methyltransferase KMT5B. Gene Ontology annotation, cellular component: nucleus. Lineage: Eukaryota; Metazoa; Chordata; Actinopteri; Characiformes; Acestrorhamphidae. The transcript has 10 exons. The record is from RefSeq and is a predicted model, not a curated record. Gene Ontology annotation, molecular function: protein binding; histone H4K20 methyltransferase activity. The coding region runs from base 439 to 3066 and encodes 875 amino acids.